Messenger RNA from Magallana angulata, 5300 nucleotides. RefSeq names its product protein tweety homolog 1-like. NCBI's taxonomy places the organism in Eukaryota, Metazoa, Mollusca, Bivalvia, Ostreida, Ostreidae. Bases 178 to 1686 code for a protein of 502 amino acids. Gene Ontology annotation, molecular function: volume-sensitive chloride channel activity; intracellularly calcium-gated chloride channel activity. The record is from RefSeq and is a predicted model, not a curated record. Gene Ontology annotation, cellular component: plasma membrane. The transcript has 14 exons.
AUAUUACGGCCUACGGGUCACGUGAGAACAAAAUGGCGAAUGACAAUCCUGAUUUGUUCAAAACGCACAUUCCAAAGGAUUAAUUUACCAAAUUCGCAGCUAGAAUGUGACUGAAAAACUGCAUUACAAUUUUAAAGGAACCGAUACAGAUACAUUUUGAUAUAUUACGGCUUAGAUAUGAAUUCGUAUCGAGAUAUUUGGUAUGUUAAAAUAUUGCACGAGUUUCCACACUUGGACUUCUCUUUCCAAGAGACAAACUCUACUUUUGAACCAGAAAACAGAAGUUAUCAAGAGUCCUUAAUUUUAUGGGGAGCAGCCCCAGUGGCCUUUAUUCUGGUGAUUCUGUUUCUGGCUUCCUGUUGUCUGUGUGUGCAGUGUGUGAAGAAGAAGCCUCAGAAGGCACAACGAACCACAUGUAUCCGAAUAUUAGUGGCAAUCUUCAUAAUUUUUUCCAUAGGUGGAGUAGCUGUGGGAUUUUUUGGCAAUGAGCAAGUUGGUAAAGGAGCAAAGGAGUUCUUCAAUUCCUUGGAUGACGCAAACCAAACUCUGGGAGAAAUCUCAGUUACACUAGAUACACUCGAUGAUGUGGUCGAUGAAUUCAAUGGACCAGCUGGGGUGCAGGCUUUGAAAGAGUUGCUCAGCAAAUUAGGUAAUCAAACAGCCAAUCAAACUCUCUCCCCCUUCCUAAACCAGAUAGAAGAUCAUGCCAAGAAAACAAAGAAUGAGAUAGACAGUGUCAAGUCCAACUUGCCGAGUCUUCUCCUGCAGAAGUUUUCCAAACAGGCGGUGGAUGUCGAGUUUAUCAGAUGGACAGUCACUAUAGUGUUGCUGUGCUUCUCUCUCUUCAUCCUCCUGACGACCAGCCUUGGUUGUUACAAGAAAUCACGAUGUCUUAUAAUGACAUCUGUCAUCCUGGGCUUCUUUGGACUGUUACUUGUGUGGGCCGGAAGUGGAGCCUAUCUGGGGAUCUCAGUGGGAAUGUCUGACUUGUGCUUUGACCCAGACACUUUUGUGGAGUCCCUGGGAGAAGAUGAAGCCCAGAAAGAUGUGAUCAAGGAAUAUUCUCAGUGUCAGGUCGGCAAAGGAAUUCCUCCCAUGUUUAAAAAGGAUAUUCAAGAUGCUGUCUAUGAAGUGUCAAAGGCUAACUCAACACUUGAUAAAUUCCUCAAUGAAAGCAUCAAGUUCAUCCGCGUGGAACAGAUGAGCAAGCCUAUACUCUACAUGAGGCUACAUGUGGACUAUACCUUUGGGAAUGUGACUUCUCUUGGCGAGUUGCUGGACUGCCGCACUCUUCAUAAGGAUUACACAAAGGCAGUGGAAGGGGUCUGUGAGACUGCAUUAGUUGGAGUGGCCCUCCUGCUUCUGAUGUUGCCCUUCGCUGGGCUCUGUAUGAUUAUCGUACAGUGUUUGCUGCCUAGAGUGUGGUACCUGACAGGGCUCAAGAGAGGUUACCGUCCAGUGGAUGAUUCUGACCCCUUCUGUCACCGCCCCCCUCCCUAUAACGGUUAUGGCACCAUGGAGGCUGAGAGGAGGGGUGGGGCCCGAGAGAGCUGCACACUGGAGUACUACCGCGAUCUUCGCAGGAGUGCUGAUGAACUUCGAUCUGAGGAGAGGGUUCCCAUGAAUGACUCCCCACCCCCUGCGUAUCACCCAGGAGGGUUUCCACGGCGAUAUGAGAUUGAGUAGCCCACUAUAGACCUCUACCCAAGUUACGCACUGUUGAGUGAUUAUUCCAUAUAUCUUUGUAUUGAAAUAUUUUGCUGUAACUAAUGAAAUCACAAUUUUUAGAAUACUCAAAUGAUAUGUUUUGAUGGUUGUCGUGCCAGCUUUUGAAUGUACUGGUACUCAGUUAUGAUGGCCUUAGUGGACAAUGACUCCAAUCCUUUAAAAAUUGCAACUCUUAGAGAAAAUUAGAAUUUCUAGUACAAAUGUGAAUAUUUUUAUUUUGACAAAUUUCAAAACCUAAGCUUGGCAGAAUUUGUAAAAUCAGUAUUAGUAUUUUCUGAAGCACUGCAUGUUAGAGAUGUGAAGCUUGGUGAUUUCUCGAAUGACAUGAGUGAAUUCCUUCACUGUUGUCAAGUUUUAUAUUUUUAGCUUGUAUUGAUAAAUUUUAUAAAACAAUACAGUUUGAAUACACGCUAGUGCAGCUGCACCUAAAUGUACUCAUUUUUUUGUCUCCUCUACAAUUUGUUUAAUGGCCAUACAGAGUCCAGUGUUGAUUUAUUUACUGGUUGACCAGUGAUGAUUAAUAGCAUUGUUAAUUAAUUUUUACCAAAACAUUGAUAUAAGUCUAUGCAAAAAAAAAGAAACAUAAUAUAAAGUGUUGUGUUGAAAUUAAUGGAUGAGUCCAUGGCAUGUAAAAAUUGGUUGUAAAAUAUUUUAGUUCUAAUUUUUGAUAAGAUUUAGUUUAAAUUUUCCUGAAAUGCUUGCUUAAAAGAGCUUCAUAUAUGAAGGGUUGUUUCUAUUGUUAAUUUUGAUAUUUAUUAACUGUAUAACAGGGUCAGUUUGAAUAAUGAAAACAGCAGAAGUAAGUGCGGAUUGCUGUUAGAGGAGCCGCAAUUUUCAUGUCGAAUUUUUUUGUAAAAUUGUAAUUACCUACUAUAAUAAUGUUUAUAAACUAUUUCGUGGCGUUGAAGCAAAAGUUAAUGUACAUUAUUCUGUGGGCAGUGUGUAUGAAUUCAUACCAAUAAGUAUGGCUGUGUGUUAUCAAACUAGAUUUUUAUUGCAUUGAGCUUUUAAUAGAUUAAAAUAUGGGAAUGUGGUGAAUGUUUUGUAAUAAGCAACAUUCUGGUGUGUGAGUUUUGAUGUCUUGCACGCUGAAAUCAGUGUUUGGAGAAACAGAUUCAGGUGCAGCUUCAAAGUAAGUUUAUAGUUUCUAGAAUAUUUUGUUGUUGCUUUUUAAUGCCCUGCCAAUGCAGUGGAUGUUGACUUAUAGUCUAUUUCCCUUAUUAUUAUGUAAACAUGUUGUUUAGUUUUGGUUUGAAUAUUGUUUAAGAUUAUGAUUGUAAUUUUUUGCUCAUUUCAUUUACCGGUACAUGCAAUAUAUAUAAUGACAUUGUUUACCUGAUCAAGCUUUAUUCGAACCACAGUGCUGAAGUCAGAGAAUUCCUCACUAUAAGUGUCUCUUGUAUGUACUUGAAUUCCAGUACCCCAGAUUAUUGUAAUGAUAUUUUUGUAUUGUCACUGAGAUUUAAGAUAUGUUAACCAAUCAUAGCCUUUGGCCGUCACGUCAGGAACAGCGCCAUUGGUCACUCUGUGUCAGGGACAGCGCCAUUGGUCGAAUCUGAACUAGCACCAUCGAUGUCUAAAACAGCACCCUCUGUGUUGAAAUUUUCUCUUGGAAUUUUCUCUCAGGAUAAUGAAUCUCAGAAUUAUUACAUAUUUUGCUUACAGUUUUUAAUGAACUUCACAGUAAUGUCAAAGGUUGUGAUUCAGAACUGAUGCUUCUUUACUGUCUCUAUACAUCAUAAUUUGUACACAAAGCCAAGCUUUUGAUAUUCUGGAUUUUAUUUCUAAUUUCUAUCAGUGGGGACAUCUGUAUCAAUAAUGUGCAAUGCAUUUUUUUGCAUAAUAGAAAACAAAUAUGUUAAAUAGUCAAAUAAUUGUCAUGUAUUGGGUAAUUUCAAUGCAGUCUUCAAAUACUCUUAUCUGCAGUUGAAAAAAAUGAUUGCAUUUUAUAUUCUUAUCAUAAUUUUUCUUUUCCUGACACUGAUUUUUGUAACGAAGUUUUCCUGCAAAGUGUCUUGUUUUGGGAGGUUAUCAUAUUAAUUACUGUCGAGCAGCCUUCUUCAUCAUCGCCAUCAUUUCCUGUACACUCACCAAGCUGUACAGCUUAUUUAGCACUGAUCACUUUGAUGUUGUAGAGUACAAAAUACUUGCAUUGACAAUGGCAAGGUUCGACCUGAACUAAAAACAACGAAAUUGUACCUGAUCCUAAAGCAUACCCGUUGGUCAUUGGGUUAAAGAUUCAUUACUAAUCUUUAUUUUUAUAUAACAGGACUUUGAUUUGACAAGUUCCAUAUGAAAAAAAAAUUUUUGUUUUGUGUCUUUGUAAGCAUCAAAUCCACUUUCCUCUUUGUCGGUCUAACAUACAAGUACCAUGUUUUCUAACCAAAACAAGUUAAAACAGCAGGGUACGCAUGUACAUGUAGUAGUUAAAAUUAGAAUUUGUGAUACAAGGAAAUUGAGACACAACUCUCCCCAAAUUCAAUACUGUAGAUUCUUAUUUAAAUGUGAGGAAUUUUUGCGUAAAAUUGCGAGAAGCAACCCUCGCAGAUUUUAAAAUCUUGCUUUUAUUUUUUAGACAGUUUUGAACUAUAGGAAAUGUUAACAAACUAUUGGUGAUCGAGAUUUUAUAUUCUUGCAAUUUGACACAAAAAGCGGAAUCGCGAAAUUAUGUACUAAUAUGUACCAAUAGCGUAAAAUAAGGAAUUUAAAGUAUGUUAAUGGAGACAUGUUAGGAAAAGAAAAUACAUCAUAAAUGAUGACAGUUCUUGCUUUGGUGAAGUUUGUCUAGUCAGUCGGUGAAGACAGACAUUUUGACUUUCCAACUCUAUCCAUUUGUUGCUUAGGAAAGUUCGAUUUUGAAGCUUUGUUUCCUUUUUCAUUACCUUACAGUAUUCCAGAAUACUUGAGUGGUGUUUUUGGUUAGUGAAAUUGUACAUGUAGAUAGAAAUGAUGUUUUCUUGUUGAUGAAAGCAGAUUGACAUUCUGAGAAAAGAAUGAAUCAAGAUAGCUAAAUAUUGAGAUGGAGAAAAUGUGGAAUCUUUGUCAAAACAUACUCUACAUGUAUUUUCACUGUUCUCUUGAAAAAAUUAUGUUUGUUAUAAUAUAUUAUUGUCACAUGUUCUGUGAUUUUGUAAAUAGAAAAUUUUUGAUCAUAUUUUAUACUUUUUAUUUCAAAAAAUACAUUGUGAAAUAAAAUAAAAUGAUUCUUAAAAUCUUUAUGAUAAGGCCUCUACAUGUAGAUGUUUUGCUAACAAUUCAAUGUAAUUAAGUGAAAAUUGUUAUUUUUAAGGUUUUUAAUUACUAACAGAUAUUUAAAAGAUUGUCAGUUAUGAACAAUGUAUAGUCAAAGGUUGUCUUCCAUCGGAUUUUUCUGUGUCUUAAUUGAGAGCCAUGGUUGUGAUGCAGAAGGCAUCAGUAAAUUUUACUGUUCACAAGUUUUCUUUUAUACUUGCAUCACUGAUUCACAAUGCCUGGUGAGUAAAAUGAUGGAUUGUAUUGUAUCCUUGAAAAAAAAACUAAUACAUGUUAUUAUUAAUGCUGAAGUACUAAACAAUAAAGUAUUUUAAACACAA